Molecule: messenger RNA, 1545 nt
Organism: Bufo bufo (common toad)
Lineage: Eukaryota; Metazoa; Chordata; Amphibia; Anura; Bufonidae
Product: zinc finger protein OZF-like
Exons: 3
Coding region: 86-1477 (463 amino acids)
Biological process (GO): regulation of transcription by RNA polymerase II
Cellular component (GO): nucleus
Molecular function (GO): DNA-binding transcription activator activity, RNA polymerase II-specific; RNA polymerase II cis-regulatory region sequence-specific DNA binding
Source: RefSeq, a predicted model, not a curated record
GAUCCUAGAACUCACCAACAAGAUUAUUGAGCUGCUGACUGGAGAGGUUCCUAUAAGGUUUCAGGAUAUCACCGUCUAUUUCUCUAUGGAGGAGUGGGAGUUUUUGGAAGGACACAAAGAUCUGUACAAGGACGUCAUGAUGGAGGAUCACCAGCUGCUUACAUCACCAGAUGACUGUACCAGAAUCUCAGAUGGGCAUGUGACAUCUUCAGGUUUUAAAACAGAGGAUUAUGCUAUUACACAAAAUACAAGUGAAGAACAUGCCAUAAUCCCAGAUGUACCCUCAGGUCUUCUCAGCAAAGAUUCAUCAUGUGAUUCUUUUAAAUAUGUCCAAUCUUCUGAUUUAUCACAGAUGGCAAAGGAACAGAAAAGCCACAAAAUGGGUGUUGAACAUCAAACAGAGGAGAAGCCGUUUUCAUGUUUACAAUGUGGAAAAUGUUUUAAACAUAAAUCUGCUCUUGUUAUACAUCAGAAAAUUCACACAGGGGAGAAGCCAUAUUCAUGUCCAGAAUGUGGGAAAUGUUUUACUGAUAAGUCACAUCUUCUUAGACAUGAGAGUAGUCACACAGGGGAGAAGCCAUAUUUAUGUUCAGAGUGUGGGAAAUAUUUUAGCCAGAAAUCAGAUCUUGUUAGACAUCAAAUAACACAUACAGGGAAAAAGCCAUUUUCAUGUUCAGAAUGUGGAAAAUGUUUUACAAAAAAAUCUAAUCUUGUUACACAUCAGAGAAUUCACACAGGGGAGAAGCUAUUUUCCUGCCCAGAAUGUGAGAAAUCCUUUACUCAUAAAUCAUAUCUUGAAAAGCAUUUAAAAAUUCACACAGGAGAGAAGCCAUAUUCAUGCUCAGAAUGUGGAAAAUGUUUUACAGAUAAGUCGAAUCUUGUUAUACAUAAAAGAAGUCACACAGGAGAGAAACCGUAUUCAUGUACAGAGUGCGGCAAAUAUUUUAUCCAGAAAUCUGAUCUUGUUAGACAUCAACUAACUCACACGGGGGAGAAGCCUUUUUUGUGUUCAGAAUGUGGGAAAUGUUUUACUCAGAAGUCAACCCUUGUUUGCCAUCGAAGAACUCACAGAGGGGAGAAACCUUUUUUAUGUUCAGAAUGUGGAAAAUCUUUUAAUUGUAAAUCAAAUCUUCUUAAUCAUCAUAAAAAUCAUACAGGGGAGAAGCCAUAUUCAUGUUCAGAAUGUAGGAAAUGUUUUAAAGAUAAGUCAUAUCUUCGUAGACAUGAGAGUAGUCACACAGGGGAGAAGCCAUAUUCAUGUUCAGAGUGUGGGAAAUAUUUUAGCCAGAAAUCUGAUCUUGUUAGACAUCAAGUAACCCACACGGGAAAAAAGCCUUUUUCGUGUUCAGAAUGUGAGAAAUGUUUUACUAAGAAGUCAACUCUUGUUUGUCACCGAAGAACUCACACUAGAGAGAGAAGAGACUUUCUUGUUCAGAAUGUGAAAAAUGUUUCACAGAUAAAUCAUAUAGAAACAUAGAAUGUGUCAGCAGAUAAGAACCAUUUGGCCCAUCUAGUCUGCCCAAUAUACAGAAUACUAUGAAUAGC